Messenger RNA from Magnolia sinica, 702 nucleotides. RefSeq lists its product as uncharacterized. Lineage: Eukaryota; Viridiplantae; Streptophyta; Magnoliopsida; Magnoliales; Magnoliaceae. The record is from RefSeq and is a predicted model, not a curated record. The coding region runs from base 1 to 702 and encodes 233 amino acids. The transcript is spliced from 2 exons.
AUGCCAUCUCCACUGCUUCUCGGGGGCGGAAGUUCUCACCGACCGACUGUUUUUUUUGCUAUAAAGAGGAGUUGGACGUCAGGGAUCGGGGUGUGCUCGGUCUUGGGUUUUGAACGUAAGGAAGAAAAGGAAGAAAGGAAGAAAAGUGAGAGGGAGCGUUUGGAGGAGAUCAGCGUGGGAAAAGAAGAAAAAAAAAAGGAGAAGAAAGGAAGAAACGGGAAGCACGGGAGCAGACUUCGGAAAAAGCUGAGGCAGGGAACGUGGCUUGGAUGCUGCUGCACGUCAGGGAGAGAAAAAGAGAAGACUUGGAGGCUGGAACGGGAACGUGAGGAGCAGGGCUUGGACGAUUGCAAGGGGUGCUCGGUUCUGAAGAUGCCAUCUCCACUGCUUCUCGGGGGCGGAAGUUCUCACCGACCGACUGUUUUUUUUGCUAUAAAGAGGAGUUGGACGUCAGGGAUCGGGGUGUGCUCGGUCUUGGGUUUUGAACGUAAGGAAGAAAAGGAAGAAAGGAAGAAAAGUGAGAGGGAGCGUUUGGAGGAGAUCAGCGUGGGAAAAGAAGAAAAAAAAAAAGGAGAAGAAAGGAAGAAACGGGAAGCACGGGAGCAGACUUCGGAAAAAGCUGAGGCAGGGAACGUGGCUUGGAUGCUGCUGCACGUCAGGGAGAGAAAAAGAGAAGACUUGGAGGCUGGAACGGGAACGUGA